This is a messenger RNA of Myriangium duriaei CBS 260.36, 543 nucleotides long. The record is from the annotation of a GenBank genome assembly. NCBI's taxonomy places the organism in Eukaryota, Fungi, Ascomycota, Dothideomycetes, Myriangiales, Myriangiaceae.
CCGCUUUAAUGCAAGGUCGCGCCUGCCAGAUUGUCGAUGCAGCGGACAGGGAGGUGGGACGAGACGGUUGUCAAGGGCCGGAGAUCGAGUCGGCCAUCAGACAGAGGAUAUAAGAACAGGUUGGGAUGUUGACAGAGGAUUCAUUUCCUCGAGUGAGACAUGCAUGGGAGGAUCCCCGCCGCGCGGUGGAGCCGGCGGUAUGUCGUGUCAUGCUCGCGGGCAGGUUUGGCGUGUAACGCGGACGUUGUCCCCGCAUACUCCCCUUGGGCACGGGGGCCUCGCGGGCCUCGGCGGAAUGGGGUUGCUACUAUUCCGGGCAGCUGCAAGGGGGUCGCCUGUGCCCUCGUGCCCCCUCGUGCCUGCCCUAACCUCUGUUUUAUGGCCGAUCACGAAAUGCCCCGAAGGCAUAAGGGCCCACAUUCCGCAUCCGCGUCCGACAACCAUGCAGUGAGAAUGUGCCUCCUUGACCGUCCGUCUGCAUCUGCUGCGUGGAACUGCCAAGGGGUCGUUGGCUUAUGGGAUUCAGUCAGGCGGAGUGACUGA